This is a messenger RNA of Wyeomyia smithii (pitcher-plant mosquito), 1734 nucleotides long. RefSeq lists its product as uncharacterized. Lineage: Eukaryota; Metazoa; Arthropoda; Insecta; Diptera; Culicidae. The transcript is spliced from 2 exons. The record is from RefSeq and is a predicted model, not a curated record. Bases 1 to 1380 code for a protein of 459 amino acids.
AUGGGCAGCCCGUUAUCACCAACUCUCGCCGAUAUAGUAUUGGACUCAGUGAUAGAAAGCGCAAUAAACUCACUCCCCUUCCGUGUUCCGUUUAUUAAAAAAUACGUAGACGAUCUGAUUCUAGCCAUACCGGAAAAUUCGAGCCAAAUCGUGCUGAAUGUGUUCAACAGCCAGGAAAAAAGAAUACAGUUCACCCUGGAGACUGAGCAAAACCAACACCUACCAUUUUUAGACCUGAGGAUAGUAAGGAAAGACGACCAAACAUUAACAACAGAUUGGUACGCAAAGCCAAUCGCAUCUGGAAGGAUGUUGAACUACAAUUCGUUCCACCAACUGAAAUAUAAAAUCAAUACAGCCUGCAACUUCAUCAACAGAGUAACAACAUUCUCCACAACAAGCACCUACAAAGAACAAAAAGCAAUCAUCUAUAAACUACUUCAACAAAACAGCUACCCAAAAACUUUAAUCAGUCGACUACUGCAACAUAGAGCACAGAAAAACAACACCAAACGUGAAAAUCCAAUCGUCACCCAGCCACCAACGAAUCAACUCGCCCACAUAACACCACAGCAACCAAUCAGCAUACAACAUAGCAUCAGCCCUCAGCAUACCACUCCGAAUCAACCAUCCAACGAAGCAUCAACCACAGGAGAAACAGCAAACCAGCCAACACAUCUACUCAACAUACAGCAUAGCACCACACAACAGCAUACUACUCCGAGCCAAUCAUCCAACGAAGCAUCAGCCACCGAAGGUGAAACGAGCCAGCCGAUACCGCACCAAGUAAGCACAAAAGCAGCAACAUCACAGUCACAACAGCCAACAUAUCGAUCAGUAACUUAUGUCCCAAAACUCACUGAAAGACUCAAGAAGAUAUUAACUCCCGACUAUGCACACAUCACUAUCAGCAGCAGACAGCACAACACGGUUUCCCAAUUACACACGGUAGUCAAAGAUCUAAAAACAAAAGAAGAACACAGCCACAUUAUUUACAAAAUUCCCUGUAGCGACUGCAACAGUUGCUACAUCGGAAUGACUCAGAACAGACUUAAUAUGCGAUUAGCAGGACACAAAUCUAACGUAAACAAGCUACAGCAGAUACUCAGUGCCAGCACUAACACAAAACGAGAGCUGGACGAGUUAAAGGAGAAAACGGCACUCAUUAACCACUGUAUACAACACAAACACAGCUUUGACUUCAGUCGAACCACUAUUAUCGACCAUAGCAACCGCACCCAUAUUCUACCAUUCUUAGAAAUGUGUCAUAUACACAACACGCCCAAUACUGUCAACAAGCGAGUCGAUCUCGAUGGACUCAACACAGCUUACGCAGCUGUGCUGUCGAGUCUCAUACCAAAUACCAAUGCACCAGCCAACUAGUUCCUUCUCUGUCCCUGUCUUUCGAAUCUCACCACAAGUAACACAGAUUUCCUACCCCCCCGAAUCACAACUACUCCCCAUAACGUUACCAUCCGCCAUCGCAAUAGGUCCACAGCAAAGAGAUUUAAUGUACCCCGAAUCGCCCCAAUUAAUGUUGACGAUAAGCUCUAAAAAGCAUCCAGACAAGGAACGAACAAGAAUUAUGUAAGUCACAGACAACUCAACCACAGACAACUAGAUAAACUCUUAUCAAUUGUUAACAAAUUUAAGAAUUAAAACAGACACUAAUCGCUAAUAAACACCAACAGUUUCCCCUGAAGAUGUCACUGAUCAGUGACGAAACGUCGGACAGUA